This is a messenger RNA of Liolophura sinensis, 549 nucleotides long. Its product is annotated as histone H1-delta-like. The transcript has a single exon. The coding region runs from base 1 to 549 and encodes 182 amino acids. Lineage: Eukaryota; Metazoa; Mollusca; Polyplacophora; Chitonida; Chitonidae. Gene Ontology annotation, molecular function: double-stranded DNA binding; structural constituent of chromatin; nucleosomal DNA binding. Gene Ontology annotation, biological process: negative regulation of DNA recombination; chromosome condensation; nucleosome assembly. Gene Ontology annotation, cellular component: nucleus; nucleosome. The record is from RefSeq and is a predicted model, not a curated record.
AUGGCAGACACCGCAGCAGCUCCCGUGGCGAAAGCCAAGAAGGCCUCCAAGCCUAAGAAGCCCGCUGACCAUCCCAAAUACAGUGAGAUGGUGAAGGCCGCAAUCAGCGGACUGAAGGAAAGGGGAGGUUCAUCCAGGCAGAAGAUCCUCAAGUACAUCGUGUCUAACUACAAGGUUGGUGAUGAGAAAUCUGUUAACACUCACUUGAAAGUCGCCCUCCGUAAUGGAGUGAAAUCCGGCCUGUUGAAACAGUCUAAGGGUACCGGAGCCGCCGGGUCUUUCAGAUUGGGAGAUUCCGCCAAGAAAGCACCUGCGAAACCCAAGAAGAAGGCCGCUGCCAAGAAACCAGCUGCCAAGAAGUCCCCUGCCAAGAAGCCAAAGGUAAAGAAAGCCAAAUCCCCAAAGAAGGCCGCCAAAAAGCCCGCUGCUAAGAAGGCCACAAAGAAAGCCGCGCCAAAGAAGCCAAAGGCCACCAAGAAGCCAGCAGCUAAAAAGCCCAAGGCCAAGAAGUCUCCCAAGAAGGCGGCCAAAAAGCCAGCCAAGAAGUAA